Messenger RNA from Camellia sinensis, 591 nucleotides. NCBI's taxonomy places the organism in Eukaryota, Viridiplantae, Streptophyta, Magnoliopsida, Ericales, Theaceae. The record is from RefSeq and is a predicted model, not a curated record.
AUGUGUGAAACCAGAAGCUUCACCUUCUGGCUCUUCCAAGUCGUCGUGCUCUUCGGCCUCCUCAUCUUCUUUCUCUGGCUAAGUCUUCACCCCAGACAACCAACCUACACCAUCGUGCAAUUCUCCAUCCCAAAUCCCAACAACACCAACACGAAUUCAACGGCAAACGAGGAUAGUCAAAGUGGCACGGUCUUGUUUGAACUCGAAAUUGAAAACCCUAAUCAAGAUUCCAAUAUUUACCAUGAUGAUACCUUCCUGACGUUUUAUUACAGUGAAGAAGCUCUUGGACAAAAAACCAUAUCUUCUUUCCACCAAAAGAAGGGCACGACAAGCCAAAUAUUCGAUCAUGUGAAUACUGAUGCACAAGUGUGGAAGAAACUACUGAAUGCAGUAUGGAAUGCAACGGCGGAGUUGAAGGUGACUGUGGUUUCUAAAAUCCGGUAUCGAAUGUGGGGGCUGACAAGUAAACAUCACGGGAUUAACUUGCAGGGUAAUUUACCAAUUGGUUCGGAUGGGAAGAUUUCGGGGAAGAAGAAGAAGAUUAAGUUGGGUCACAAUUCCAAGAAGUCGACGAAGAAGGGUACAAGAUAA